Molecule: messenger RNA, 2866 nt
Organism: Pseudopipra pipra
Lineage: Eukaryota; Metazoa; Chordata; Aves; Passeriformes; Pipridae
Gene: FAM171B
Product: family with sequence similarity 171 member B
Exons: 8
Coding region: 335-2734 (799 amino acids)
Source: RefSeq, a predicted model, not a curated record
UCCGAGCCGCCACCAGGCAGCGCCGGGGCCGCCACAGGCGCCCUGCCCUCGGCAGCGAGCCUGGGACCGCCGCGAACGCCGCCGCUCCUCGGGGGGCCGAGAGGAACCGAGCACGGCGAGCGAUCCCCCGCUCCCGGGGCGUGAGGCGGCCCCGCGGCCUCCCCUCCCCUGCCCUCCCUCCCCGCGGCCCCGCCCGCCGCGGCCCCGCCCCGGCACGUCCGUGGGCGGGCGGUGCUGCCGCCGCAGUGCCGGGGCCGCGGCCGCCGGAGCUGCCGGAGCCGCGGGAGCCGCCGGCCCCCCGCAAUAUGCCUCCGCUGCCCUGGGGCUGCUCGCCAUGCCGGGCUCCUGCGGGCGCCUCUCCCCGCUGCUCCCGGCGCUGGCGGCCGCGAUGCUGCUGCUGCUGCUGCUGACGGGGCGGCCGCCCCCCGCCGCCGCCGCCGCCGCCCCCCGCCCGCAGCAGCAGCGGGCGGCGCUGCCCGGGGGCGCCCCCGCCGCGGCCUCAGGGUCUGUUUUUACCCUCAAAGUCCAAGUCAACGACAUCAUCAGUCACCAGUACCUGCGACAAGCAGUGGUGGAAGUGUUUGUGAACUACACGAAGACAAACUCUACUCUCACUGGAAACAAUGGAGCAGUGUUAAUAAAAGUGCCCUACAAACUGGGCUUAAGCCUCACCAUUGUCUCCUACAAGGAUGGCUACAUGCUGACACCUCUGCCUUGGAGGACUGCGAGGAUGCCAAUAUACUCGUCCGUGACACUUUCAUUAUUCCCACAAAAUCAAGCUAAUAUAUGGCUGUUUGAAGAGACUGUCUUAAUUACUGGAAAACUGUCUGAUGCCAAAUCUCAGCCAAGUGUUCAAUUUCCAAAAUUUUUAAUAAAGCUUCCAACAAAUCACCAUAUUACAAAUGUUACAGCCUAUCUGACAGUGCCAGAGCAAUUUCUGAAAGUGGACAGCUUUCUCUAUACAACAGGAAUUCUUCUAAAUAAAUCAGGUUUUAAAAGCAUGGAGUUAACUCCUCUUGCUGCCAUAUGUGUAAACGUUCUUUUGACUGGGAAAGAACUGAAAGUAAACGGUCCCAUUCAGAUUACACUUCCUCUCCCCUCAACUACUGCAAAACCAGGAGAUGCUGUACCUGCAUGGACAUUUGAUAUGAAAACUGGCGCUUGGGUGAACCGCGGGCUGGGAAUGGUGAAGGAGGCGGAUGGUCAGUUGGUGUGGACAUACACUGCUCAGCACCUGGGCUACUGGAUAGCAGCUCCACUGCCUGGAACCAGAGAAUCCAUUAUUAGUGCAGUUUCCAAGGACAUAACAGCCUAUCACACAGUGUUCCUUACGGCCAUACUGGGAGGUACUGUUGUCAUCAUCGUCGGGUUUUUUGCUGUUCUUCUCUGUUACUGCAGGGAUAAAUGUCAUCGGACACAAAAGAAGGAGAAAAACACGACUAAGCUGGAGGUCAUCAAAAGAGACCAGACAACAUCAACAACUCACAUAAAUCACAUCAACGCUGUCAAAGGCUCUUUGAAGUUGGAGGAUAACUCCCAGCUGUACACACCGAAGAUUUCCUCGUACAGCCCUCCGAGGAGGGUGUCCACAGACACAGAAGAUGGAAAAUCACGGGACAACUUUAAAAUCUACACCGAGGAUGCUUCUUACCAGUCCUCCUGUCAGACUGGCCAGUCCAGAAGUUCAGCCCAUUCCCUGGAGCCUAGUGCUGGAGUGAGGCAUUUACAGCAGCCAAAGCUCAGUACCAGUGCUAUUUCCCAGGCUCCCCGGGACAUUCCAGACCCAAACAGGUACCUGUCAGUGAAAGAGGAGAUGUAUGGGCUUUCCCAUAUCCCUGAACAUCUCAUGCAUAUUUACAAUCAACCUAUUGCUAUUCUUCAGCCCUCUGACCUUUUCCACUCCCCGGAACAACUGCAUCCUGCUAAAUCAGCCACUUUGCCAAGGAAAGGGCAGCUGGUGUACGGCCCCAUGAUGGAGCCCAUGGACCGGGACAGUUACAUGCAGACACUGCCGAAAAUGCCAGGGCAUUCCCACCCCCAGCCUGCUGCCUGCAGGGACGAGAGCAGUGCCCUGGAUGGGGAAGAGGGCCUGCCUUCCCAAACCUCCAGCUGGGGCCGCUACACCAACAGCUUGCUGGAGUCUGUCUCUGUUCCCGGGACGUUGAAUGAAGCGGUUGUAAUGACUCCGUUUUCAUCUGAACUCCAAGGAAUUUCAGAACAAACGUUGCUGGAACUCUCCAAAGGAAAACCAUCUCCACACCCUCGAGCGUGGUUUGUGUCCUUGGACGGGAAGCCAAUAGCUCAAGUGAGGCAUUCUUUCAUAGAUCUGAAAAAAGGCAGAAAAACAGAGAGUAAUGACACCAGUCUGGACUCUGGUGUGGACAUGAAUGAGCAUCAUCCUAGCAGGAAACUGGAGAGAGAGAAAACUUUCAUUAAAAGUAUGCCACAUUCUAAGAUUCUUUACUUGGAAGAUCUGGAUCUGAGUAGCAGUGAAAGCGGGACCACUGUUUGCACUCCAGAGGACCAGGCUGUGAGGCACAUUAUGGAAGGAGGGAAUGGGCCAGUUGUAGAACAGCAUGAUGAGGAAGGUCUAAGAAAAAAAUCUGUAUCAGGAAGUCAUGAAUCUGGUAUCCUUUCUGCUAAAAAAAGGGAUAGACCACCUCUCACAAAAAGAGAUAGCAAAACCAAUAUCUGGAAGAAAAGAGAGGAGAGGCCGCUUAUUCCUAUAAAUUAAAACACACUGUGCUUUGUGGUGUUGCUCUCCCUGCUAGUCGUUGACCUCUUGGCUGCUUCUGUAAUUCUGCAGUGUUGGGUUUACAAGGAAAAUGUUGUUUUCUAGUAUCAAGAAAAGUUUCAUUUUUGUAAC